AUGUGCUUUGGCUGUGAAUUAUCACAGAGAAUUGUUGAUGGAGCUAAUGCCUAUGCUGGACAGUUCCCGUGGCAAGCGUCUCUCCAGAGAAAUUCUAGUGGCAGCUGGUCUCAUAUCUGUGGUGGAAGUUUGAUUGCCAACAACCGAGUUUUAACAGCGGCUCAUUGUGUUACUGCCUCAAGAAACUACAAUGGUAAUGCCAAUGGAUACCCUAACGAUAUUUCUGUUAUGAGACUUUCAUCCAAUGCCAAUACCGGAAGUUCAGCUGGUGAUAGUGGUGGACAUAUGGUCUGUAAUAGUGUUUUAGCUGGUGUUACAUCAUGGGGAGCAACAGGUUGUCCUGGUACAUACCCUAGUGUUUACACUCGUGUAUCUGAAUAUCUUAGCUGGAUCGCUUCUAUUUAACAUGUAAAUAGUUAGCUGGGUCGCUUCUGUUUAAGAUGUAUAUUGGUAAAUGGAUCGCUUCUAUUUAACAUAUAAAUUAUGUAUCUAUGUUUAUCAUGUACA
Molecule: messenger RNA, 507 nt
Organism: Patella vulgata (common limpet)
Lineage: Eukaryota; Metazoa; Mollusca; Gastropoda; Patellidae
Product: chymotrypsin-like serine proteinase
Exons: 4
Coding region: 1-405 (134 amino acids)
Biological process (GO): proteolysis
Molecular function (GO): serine-type endopeptidase activity
Source: RefSeq, a predicted model, not a curated record